Symbiodinium sp. CCMP2592 is the source of this 3423-nucleotide messenger RNA. The record is from the annotation of a GenBank genome assembly. NCBI's taxonomy places the organism in Eukaryota, Dinophyceae, Suessiales, Symbiodiniaceae.
AUGGUGGUUGCCUUCAUAGUGUUUGGGUUGCGGACGAAAUACCGGCCGUUUAAGAGCAGAUUUCGUACGGCAUCAGUGCUUGCGGGACUUGUGUCAUUGCUUAGCUUGCGACUAGGCGGCUUUUCCUUGCCUCAUACCUGCAUCGGCGAUGGUUCCGCAACGGUGCUGUCUGUAGACGCAAGUGGUUGUGUCGACACGUCCAAUUUCUGGUCCUCGGAGUUUUUCAGACGGCAUGUGCAGGCUGCAUGGGACAAAGAUGCACAGAACGACAAAAAACCCUGGCUCACAUCAGCAGCCACACUUGGAAACUGUGCUUUUGCGGAGUUGCUGGCAUUUUGUCUAGACUCACAGCGCACGGAGCCUUUUGUGGAGCAGGCAAUUUCGAUUGUUUACAAUCUUGUCACCAACUUGGCGGAUUGUUUGGACCGACACGUUUGGCACAUCCGAAGUGACGAGGAAGUGCUUCCAGUGCUGAGCAAUGCUAAGAACAGAGUGUUGCACCGCGGGCGCGCAGCAAACAUUACAGAGCAGUUGGCCCAGAAGGUGUGGAGUGGACAGGACCCGUGCUGCAAGGUUGAGUUGCGCAUGAACCUGAUCCACACCCUGUAUGGCCGCCACUAUGACAUCGUGCAGCUUUUUGUUUCGCCUGCAGAUCAGGGACAUGCUGGAGUGGCUCGGAACAGGACGUACCUUAUCCUGACCUGGAAGCAUGUUGUGCGACAGGUGCGUGAUGUGGUCAAGGUUUACACUGAACUGAGCCACUACAUCUCCUCCCUGGUUCAAACCAGACCUCGCGACUACUUGGUGUCGAGUCGGGUCGACUUGCUCAUCGAGGUACGGGAGGAUGAGCCCAUUUCUCUGCGCUACUUGCUGAACGAUCGCGAACUCCGAGGUCUUAGGUAUGUGUGCCGCCUCUACAAGGAAACCUUCGGCAAAGAUGCAGCAAAGGACCCCGAUCUUUUCGUGCACUUAGGCGACAACCCCGAGAGAUACCUGAACUGGUCUGCGAAAUCGGGCAAGAUCCCAACUUUUCGAAGGGGCGGUGGAAAAAUGUACCACCCAGAGUCAGAAACGUGGCUGACACCGAGAGACAAGCUCGCUUGCCUGGGUUUUCCAGUAGUACCAGAGGCGGCAGUGUCAAUGGGUGUGCCACUGUUACCGGUGCUCGACAAUCGUCGUGCGCACAGCAUUGCCGGUAACUCGUUUCAUUUUGCCACAGCCGCGGUCGUUCAAUUGGACAAACACCGCAGGCGCAAGGAGCCCAGCAGCUCAUCAGAAGACGAUGAGGACAAGGAGGUGCGACCUUCGUGCAGCAUGCUGGGUGAGUCCGACAGUGGAGAAAGUCUCAUGUUUCCUGAUGGUCUCGAUGCACGGGACGAAGCCCCAGCAAAGAACAACCCAAAGAAAGGGGCGAAGUCCAAGCCAAAGAAUAAGACCUCAGACGGUGGUCGCCGCAGCACCAAGGAAGAAUACAGUCAUCAACGGAUCUACAAGGACUUCAUAAACCAUCAUAUCCUUGUGUGGCUCCAGGAGGUGGAUGCGACUUGGAUGCACAGGGACACCUUUGGUCCCUGUCGGCGCGGCAAGCUCUUUGCCGUGCUGGGGUUUGCGUUUGGGUGGUUGUAUACCGACACGAAGGCUGGGGGCGACAAAACCUCUGUCGUCACGGCAGCCGCCAGUCAGUACAAGCGCCGCAAUUGCCCGGUGGCUCACACUGGAUGGGGUCCAGAGGAGAUUUACCAGUACAUGAAGUGGCAGCUCGCCCAGUAUCAUGCCGGCAAGAUCAAGCGUGACGCUGUGGGUGGAUGGGCAUGGAAGCUGCCAAAGAGGAACGAGGAGACAGGGGAACCGGGAGCACUCCCACAGGAAGUUGUGCAGUUCAUGGCUAAGCGCAACAACAAGAAGUCCGAAGACGCGAAGAAGAAGAAGAAGUUGAAGGCCAAGCGUGAGUCGUCUUCUGGCGAUGAUUCCAGUUCCAGCUCCAGCUCGGAGACGGAUGCCACGUCGGCGGUGAAGGACUACAAGAUCCGGGAGUCCACCGACGGUGGCCUCAAGCUGGUAGAGCUUGCGACGGGGACAUCGGUGGCUCUGCCGGCUGGCCAGUACAAGCUGAAGGCGGGCCCGAAGGGCACGAUGCUGUUGGAUGACAAGGGCAAGAAGAAUGGAGUUUCCUGUGCGUCGUACAUAGCUGAGAAGAGAGACAAAAAGCAGCGGGACAGAAGCAGGUCUCCCAAAAAAGGCGACAAGGAGAAGAGUCGCGACCGCAGCAGGUCCCGCAAGAAGGGCAAGACGCGUGAUGGCAGCAGCAAGUCCCACAAGCAGCAGGAGAAGACCAAGGACAAGAGUCGCGGCCGCAGCAGGUCCCGCAAGGAUCGAACGGAGAAGACCAAGGAGGGCAAGUCGGCCAAAGACGGGAGCAAGGACAACGGCAAGACUAAGCACGACGACGGGGAGAAGAAGGGGCAAGGGACAGGAAACAAGCCUGAAGGGCUUGGUGUUUCCACUUCGCCGAAGAAGUUGAAGGGCAUGCAGGGGCCGGAGGGUGACUCCAAGACUAAGGUCAAUCCCGGUGCGAUUGGUGACCGCAGUGACAGUGACGGAGAGAAAUCGAAGACGACGAAGGAUGAGAAGGGGGGAGGAACACCGGACAAGGGGGACAGCGACGCAGACUCGUUGUUUGCCGAAACGAGUGACGACAAGCCCGCCCCGAGUGUGCCCACCGAGCCCUUCCUGGUCGGAGCGCAGGAUGGAACCUGGUUGGCAUGGGAGCAGACAGGUAGCAUGCUACUGCUGCCGCGUGAGACAUGGGAGAUUCAGAAAGAUGCGAGCACGGGUAUAUGGAUGCUCCAUUGCCUGACAAAGCAGCAUACACCCCGGAAUGUUGCGAAGGUGCUGGCCAGCAAGCGAGCAGUUGAGUUUGAUGCCGCCGUUGUUUGCCCACCAAAGACUCCUCCCCGGGAGCCUUCCCCGACGAAAGAGGACCUCAUCAAGAAGGAGACGAAGAAUGACAUCAAGGAGGGCGAGGACAGUGGCAAGGGCGACUCGACUCAGAAUGGUUCCAAUGCUGGUGGCAAUGACACGAAAGAUGACGAUGACAUGGACAAGGAGGCGAAGACUGAGCCGGUGCCCAGUGCCGAGAAGCCCAAGUUGGAUGGUGCCACAGUUGACGUUGAGGCGGACCCGCCGCAAAACACACAGCCGGUAACCUCAAAUCCGGAUGAGACCCCAGGGGCCGCGGCAUCGUCUAUCAACUCCGGUACAGAACGCGCGGCUGAGGACACAAGCAACAAGGCGAUGAGCAAGGCCCCGACGCCGAAGCCGAAGGAGCCGGCGAAAGCAUCGGCACCGAAGGCUGGAGCGACACCGAAGGCAGCAACAGGCAUCGAUGCACUUUUGGCGAAAGCUCCGGGGAAGAAGAAGUGA